AUGUUUAGUUUUAAACUUGGGAAGAAGACAACUGUUCAAUCGAACUCAGAAGCUGAAGCAGUUGCAGUUCUCUUCCAAGAGGCUGAAGAGGUUGAAGAAUUGCAGGAGGAGGCUCUUAUUAGGGGACGGAUUGCGCCAUUGAAGGUUGACAUUGGAGAAGAGAAGAAGAAUAGAGAUGAUCUCUUAGAUUUAGACGAAGAUCCGCUUUCCUCUGAAGAUGAGAAAAGUUCUCCGAUAGAGGAACCACCGAAAGAAGUCAAGAAGCCAGAGAAAGAAGCAGGUCUGGUGUAUAAAGGCGGAGGAAAAGAUCUUCCGCCACCUCGUUAUGUUGGUGCUCUGGCGGAGCGUGCAACGAAGCGAGAGAUGGAGCUUGAAAUAGUGAAAGAGCGAUUGCUUAAGAGGCAAAGAGAAGAAGAAGGUGAAAGCGAAGUUAAAGAUGAAGAAGUCUUUGUGACAGGUGCAUAUAAGAAACGGCUUGAGGAACGCCAAGCAUAUGAACAGAAAAUGGUCGAAAAGGAUCUCCAGGACGCGCUCAAUGACCCAAAGAAGAAGAAAAAUUUGAUGGCGUUUCAUUCUCAUAUGCUAUCAUCUGGAAUGGCGUCCAGAAGUAAGGGGGGCGAUGUAGACGAGAAACCAAGAAAACGAAGAAGAGAGGACGAGAAGAUCUCUGAUUAG
Molecule: messenger RNA, 675 nt
Organism: Condylostylus longicornis
Lineage: Eukaryota; Metazoa; Arthropoda; Insecta; Diptera; Dolichopodidae
Product: nuclear speckle splicing regulatory protein 1-like
Exons: 2
Coding region: 1-675 (224 amino acids)
Biological process (GO): regulation of alternative mRNA splicing, via spliceosome
Source: RefSeq, a predicted model, not a curated record